UCCAUUUUCAUGAUUUCUCUUCUUCCAUUUUUCCUCCACACCUUCCACUACAGGUGCAGUUUAGUGAAACCCUAGGCGCUAAAGCGACUAGGUUUUUCUGUGUAAUCUUGAUUCUGCUUCCUCAUCGGCUUCUUCUGUUUGAGGGUAGGAUGGAGGAUGAGGAUAGAUUCACUGCCCCCGCGGAUGACACAGUUGCGUUGGAUAGCCCCAUUGCAGAAUCUCGGCUAUUGAAUCUUGAUAUGAACGCUGAUGUUGUGGAUGUAUUUGAGUCCGCUCAACAUUGGGGAGAUCAGAUGGAAGAUAACUCGGAGAAAGACAUCGUGCUUGACAGUGAUGAUGAAGCAAGAGAGCAAAAUAAGGCUAUAUAUUUGGUGAAUGAGAAGAGUUCUCCAGUAAUUGGGAGAUUUUCUGGCAGGGGUACGAGAGGCUCGGGAGAAAGGCGGCAAGUUCCUUCUGGUUAUAUCCGGAGGCUGGGUAACAAAGUCACGGGGCGUGUACUUCUUCAUCCUAAUUCAGCUAGAAAUGCUACGUGUAGUGGAGAAUGUAACGCUGGGAGGAACUGUCUUUACAAUGGUAGUAGAUUUGAAGAGCAUCUCGUUGUUAUGGAUAGAGCAUCCAGGUCACUAGAUCGAAAACCAAUUCCCAUGAAUACAAAAGAAUUUCACAUGGACAGACAGUACCCAAAUAUGGCUAGAGUAAGUCUGGGUGAAAAUUCACUUGAUGAGAGAAAGUUGUCUUUAUAUGAGUCUAAAUCUAUGGAUAUACAGAAGGAUGCAAAUUAUGACUGUGAACAUGCGGAGCUGAAUUACAUUGAAUCUCCAGAACCUACAGAAUCACAUGGUAAGGCCCUUGACUUUGUAGAUCGUUACCUUUCGGUUAGUGAUUUGGGCUCAUAUAAAGAUGUUGGAACUAGACAGACUAACAGGGUAAGAUCACCUCCCCCUUUGAGGUCAAAGGGGUCUCAAAGUUUGGCCAGGAUGGUAAGCAUUGGAUGUUGUGCUAGCAAGUUCAUGACUUUUGACUGGGCUGAAAAGCUAAUUGAGAAGAAUGAGUACACUUCCCUAAGAAAGAACGACUCAUUCUUUGGAUUUGAAGGUGACAAAUCUGUGUAUUUGCCUGUUUAUCAAGAACCAGACAAUAUUAUCUUGCAAAAGGGGACAAUCUCAGGUCUCCAGUCAGAAGAGAAGUUGCAAGAAAAUGUAUUAAAUACCAAUUGUUCAAAUAGAGAUUCACUGAACUCCAAUGACAUUGAGAAAAUAGAAUCAAGUUCUGGAAUUUGCAUUGCAAACGAUUCCAUGGAGUUGGACGAGCAGUUUGAUGCAGAGUUAUCAAGAAAAAAUAUGGAAAAAUAUGAACAAUUGAUGUCUGCACCAGAUUUAUUAGAUAUUGGUAUGGACACUCAACUGGCUGCUGAAGCUAUGGAAGCAUUAAUACAUGCAGGUCCACCCACAUUUGAUGAUUGUUUUGCUCAUCAAGGUUCAAGCAACACACUUUUGGACUCUUCUAGGAGUGUAAAAUUGAAGAGUGAAUCAAAAGAUGCUGCCUACCCUGAGGAGGCCUUUGUAGGUUGGAGAUGCAAAGACAAGCGCUCGAAAUGUGUGAAGAUUUAUACUGUUCAGGGCAAAAAUGGAUCUUGCUCUUCUGCAAAACAAUUUAAGAAACACAGAAGAACUGUUGCUCAGUUGUCGGCAAGCACAAAUGUGAUGACAGAGAAACCGAUGACUGGGAAAUACUUUAGCAUAAAUCAAGAAGAUACCAGGAAUUUGCAGACUGGCAAAUGUGGUAAGCCUCCUGAGAUCAGUGUGCCCCAAGAUGAAUAUGGGUACACAGAAAGAGAGAGCUUGAAAGGGUUUCAGAAAGUUUACAGAAGGUCAGAAAAGACUACUCAUCGGGUACAGUCUGAUUCCCCUACGAAACGAAGAAAGAUAGUUAGUUUUCAUAAUGAUGUACGGGAAAUAGGACUCGGAGGCACCUGCUUGAAGAUCAAUUCUGAUUCAUCUUUCCAAGUGAAAACAGAAACAUCAAAAAUAGAUGAAAAUUCCUAUCUGGAUGUGGCUGAUAGGAGUCUGUCACAGUUUAAUCUUUGGAUCUACCCAAAAGGGAAAAGAUCACGUCAACGUUUACCACCCCAUUCGAUUAGAUCAAGGGUUCAGUGUUCUGGACGUGCAGCAACUGAGAAUAAUGUGGAAAAAUAUCCCGUAGUGAAUGAGGAAGCACACAAGAGGAAGCUUUUAGUCUAUACCAGGCAACAUAAAUUUUCUUUAGACAGAGAACAAGUGGGAAGCUCUUUAAGGUUUGCUGGUGACUUGAGUUCUCCCUCAGUUAAUGAUAAUGUCGUUUCUGACAGUCUAGUAGAGAACUCUGUUGAAUUUGAUAGAGCCAAGCCAUUAAUGCAGUUUGAUAAAUUGGAUGACGGGAAACCUUCCUCUGUUGAUCCUUCAGGUAACAUGAAGUCAGAUGCAUUAUCAAAUGGAUGUUCUAUGACUUCGCAAGUAUUUGAAGGUUGUGACAAAACCAAGAAAUCAUGCGACCACCUUUCCAGAUCUCCCCUUAUGAAAGAGCUUAUGAGAUUGGGUUAUGCGGAAUCAUUACCUGAUUUUCUGCCAAAAGAUUCAAGGAGGCGAAAAGCUAUGGUGAAAGUUUGCAUUUUGUUCAGCCAGAACUUGGAGACAAGCAUACUCAAGCAGCAGAGAAAGAUUGUGGCGCGAUUCGGGUUUUCCAUUGCAUCAUGCUGCUCGGAUGCAACACAUUUCGUAACCGAUAGAUUUGUGAGAACAAGGAAUAUGUUGGAAGCCAUUGCUCUUGGAAAACCUGUCGUAACACACUUAUGGCUUGAGAGCUGUGACCAAGCUGGCUAUGUUAUUGAUGAAAAGAGUUACAUCCUAAGGGAUGAGAAAAAGGAAAAAGAAAUUGGAUUCAGCAUGCCAUUUUCUCUCUCUUGUGCCGUCCGGCAUCCACUUUUAAAGGGCUGUAGAGUCUUGAUCACCCCUAAUGUGAAACCUGCUAUAGAUGUGAUAAAUGUUUUGGUCAAGGCAGUUCAUGGACAGGUUGUCCAAAGCAUACAGAAUGUCAAAACAAAGGAUAAGGUGAUUCCUGAUGAUUUAUUAGUUCUCUCAUGUGAAGAAGAUUAUAAGAUUUGCUUGCCAUUUCUUCAAAGGGGAGCUUCCAUUUAUGACUCGGAGCUUUUGCUGAAUGGUAUAGUAACCCAGAAACUGGAAUAUGGGAGGUUUCAGCUCUUUAAAGAUUUUAGGAGAAAACAGCCUCUGACGUCUGGUGAUACCGCUAUUCUUUCCUAGAAUCCAGACCGUUAACUCCUAGCAUAGUAUUUAAACGGAUAGCCCUCUUGCACAGCUUGAAUAUACACUUUCCUUUUCCAGGGCAUAAAAAGCCCUGAAAUUUUUGCCUCUUUAUUGAGAUUUUGAGAAAGUGUAAAUAGUACUAUGGCAAGUGGAAAUAAUUUUGCCUGCCUUUCAUAACGUAAAUGUAAGAUUUUC
Messenger RNA from Sesamum indicum (sesame), 3494 nucleotides. RefSeq names its product BRCT domain-containing DNA repair protein. Lineage: Eukaryota; Viridiplantae; Streptophyta; Magnoliopsida; Lamiales; Pedaliaceae. The record is from RefSeq and is a predicted model, not a curated record.